ACAAGAAAACAGAAGCUUCAACACAAAUGUCAGUACAAAAAGAUGAAAGCGCAAUUUCUGCCUCUGAGGUGUCUAGUAGCGUUAAAAGUAAUAACAGAAAAACUGCUAUUGGAAAAACGGAGAACAGUGUCGAUCAAAUAACACUGAAGACCACAAGAUCUAACUUAGGUGAUACAUCGGAGGAUAUAUCAAAAGAUAUACACCAAAACAAAAUGAAAUUAAAUGUUAAGAAAGGUAGUGUAGAUAAAGAAAUAAAAACUUUCCAAUCUUUUGAGUCCGAUAUUCAAGUAGAAAUAGAAGAAAACCUGGAUGAUAUUACAAAGUGUGAAGUUGAAACACCAAAAGAACAUUCACCGGAACACGAAAUACAAAUACUUGAAUACACCGAUGAAGAGUCUCAAACCGAAUUAGAAAUAUUGGAAGAAAAUCUUCAACCAAGUGACGAUACUAGAAGCAGUCUUGGCACAGAGGAGCCGCAACCACAAAGUAGCGGGGGAUUUCUUAAGGAAUAUCAAGCAAUGCUUGAUGAAGAUGGCGAUUUUUUGGAAGAUAAUAGUUCCAUAAACGAUAAAACUACUACAGCUAAAGAAUUGAAUUACUUUGAUGAUAGUGAAGAACUAUUGGAUGAACAUGAUGAUAUCGAAAUGAAAUCUAUGGUCGAAGAUAACCUAGAUGAAGAACAAGCCGUUGACACCUCAUCACAGUUGCAAACUGAAGUCGCUGAAAAGGAAAUUAAAAGUAAAACACGUAAAUACCAGGCGAAGACACAUGUUCGUGGUGCUGGCGCUAAAUCAGCCAGAAAAGGCGAUACGUUGAAUACUUCAAAAAGAUUUCUAUGUUUUAAAUGUAAUCGGGACUUUAGCACUAAAACAAAUCUUACCCGACAUAUGGCAACACACGAAGGCAACCGACCAUUUCAGUGCAAUGUGUGUAACAAAAGCUUCACCCAGAAUGUAUCCUUAAAGCAACACAUGUACACACACACUGGUGAGAAACCAUAUCAAUGCGAGGUGUGCCAUAGAGGUUUUACACAAUGUAAAAGUCUAGUAUUUCACAUACGCCGACAUACUGGCGAUAAACCAUUUCCAUGCGAAAAAUGCGGUGCACUCUUCCGGCAAAAAGAUGGACUUAAGACCCACAUUCUUAAACGACAUACAAUCAAGUCGCAACAUGGUAAUAUGGAGUUAACAACAUGCGCCAUAUGCAAAGAAGUGUUUGCUGAUAAAAUUCUGCUUCAGGAGCAUAUGAAAAAACACUUAAACGACUAUGUGCGUGUCGACUCUGCCAUGUCAUGCGCGAACCGUGAAGGAACAACCGAAGAAAAUUCAGACAUGCUACUCGAAUAUAUAGAUGAUGAUCCUCUACACGACAAAGCAAGUAACAAUAUUGGCGAAAGCACAUCAGAGAGCGCUGAUGAUAUAGGCUCUUCGGCACAUGUCGUUGACUUAAUGACGACGUCCGCUUUGGAGCCGAGUCGUGCAAAGAAAUUCCAGUGCCGAAAAUGUUUUAAAUGCUUUGCAAUUAAGAAAAAUUUGCUUCGUCAUUUGACCACACAUGAGCUAUCCGUUGAGACUGAUUUCGUUUGUAAAAUAUGCGAACUUUGCUUCGCAACCAGUGAUGACUUAAAAGCGCAUACAGUAAAAGAGCACACUAACUCUACCGAACCCUUCCAAUGCGAACUGUGUGAAUCCGCGUUUUCUAACGUUGUUGAGCUAAAGAAACAUAUGGAUUUGCAUAAUACCAAAACAGAUAAGACACAUGGAGUCGUUAUGUUGCGAAAAACUUUAAAACUUACUAAUUUAUUCUCAAGUAAACAAACAUUUUGUGGCAAAUUUUUAAUAAAUUAUUCCAAUUCAAUUUUCAUUUAUAAAGAAAAUAUGGAAGUAUGUCGUAUUUGUGGCGGAGCUGAAAAACUCAAGUGCUUUCAAGGCGAUGAGCAAUUGACGGAGCUGCUAAGAGUUUGCGCGAACAUUGCAAUAGAAGAAAAUGACUUUUUACCACAGCAUAUAUGCGAGCAUUGUGAGAAUGGUUUGCGUUUUUCUUACCAUUUGCGGAAGCAAAGUGAACAAACCGAAAAGCGGUUGCGGCAGGAGAUGCAGACACAAACCAAUAGUACGACAAUUAAUAUUCUAGAUGAAUUUGAUGCGAAUGAUGUGAAUGCAUUUGAUCAAACGGCUGAUGUAAUAAGACACAAAAGUCUAAUUUCAGAAAUAAACAUAAAUAUUUCGACCACUACUCAGGAAUCGAAUUGCGUACUUAUCGAAGAAAAUCACACACAGGAGAUAAUUGAGUCCACAAGCCUAUGUAUGGAAAUAAAAGAGCACCAGAGCAUUGUAGAAAUAUUAGAUGAAGACAAUUUACCUGAAUUAACAGCCGAAGAGCGUCUCAGGUUAGAUUUGCGGAAGCGCGGUGUCGAUAUGCAAAAGCGCUUGAUGCCGAUAGAAAACGUACCGUUAAAUGAGAUAGGACAUGAGGUAAUUGCAGAAAAGCGAAUUCAACUGGAUUUGGAUACGCACGCAGAUGUAUUUAGCGAUAUGGAAUUGCCGGCAGAGAAAUGUUUAGAGAUUUUAAAUAAUGAAUUUAACGAUGAGGAUGAUAUUAUUGAAGUAAUUGAUGAUGAUUCAAUGCCAGGGUUAGCGGACGAAGAAUUAUCUACCAAACAAGUAUGCCAAACACUAAAUGCAUGCGAAUAUCAAGGUGAGGACUUUGUAGAAGAGAUAUUGUCUUCAGACGAAGAAAGUCAGUGCUACCAAACUGUAGUAUAUGAAGAAAACUCUGAUGGUGUUGACGACACCGAGAAUAUUGAAGAUUGUGAAAUGCAUUUUAUGAAAGAAGAAAGUAGUGAUUUCCCUGGUAAUGAGUGCACUGAAAAUGAGUCGGUCACAACACAAGAAAUUGAGAAGGACGAAACGACAAUAGGUGCCGACAGUGAAAAACCUAGUAAUGCAAGUGCAGAAGAACCUAUAAGCGGCCACACCUGCCCGACAUGCGACAUACAACUGCCUACAUGGACAGAAUAUUGUGAGCAUAUCAAAACACAUGGUGAUAAAAGGUUUGUCUGCAAGAUAUGCAAUACAUGGUUUCCACUACGUAGCAGAUUGGAAAAGCAUUUACUGUGUCAUGAAGAAAAACAAGAAAAACCGGAAUGUCCGCACUGUAGACGUACAUAUCAGAGCCGUUAUAAUUUAAAACGGCACAUACAAGACAUGCAUAAUAAUGAUGCUCACAUAUGCGUCCUCUGUGGUAAAGCGUUUAUCCGGUCUGAUGAGCUGAAAGUUCACAUGGCCACACAUUUAGAGGAGGAGGAGCUUCGAUGCGAGCACUGUUCGAGAUGUUUCAGUAGAAAGAGUACCUUUACAAAUCAUAUGAAAACUCAUCUAAAGUCCUCAACUGUAAAAAAGAGUGAUGCUAAAAACACCACAGGAAAAAAAGUGUACUGCUGCCACUACUGCGGCAAAGAGUCCAAACAUCAUUUCACCCACAAAAUGCAUAUGCGCAUACAUACGCAAGAGCGGCCGCAUAAAUGUGACGAUUGUGAUAAGGCUUUCCGCACAAUGGCUGCGCUGAUUACACACCAACGCAUACACGACGAUGUACGGCCAUAUCAGUGUGAACACUGUUUGCUCUCCUUUCGACAGCGAGCCCAUCUCAACUCGCAUCGCAUGAUACACGAUGGCAUUACACCGCAUAAGUGUAGUAUUUGCCAAUGGUCUUUUACUAAAAAGAGCAAUAUGCUUCUGCAUAUGCGUAUACACUCAGGUGAAAAUCCCUACAAGUGUGUUAUAUGCGAUAAGCAAUUCAAAAAAGCCGCACUUUUGCGAAAACAUGAAAUCGAUGUGCAUAAUAAAACCGCAACUGAGGAGCAAUCGCGCAAUAGCCCGUUUAUUGAUUUAGCAGAAGAGUUGGUGUGCAGCGAUAGCAACAGUCUGGAGGUAAUAGAAACGGAAAAUGCCUCGUCCAUUGAAAGCAGUGUCAUAAGCAAUGUCGAAGAUGUUCAGCAGGGCUACGAAGAAAUGCCCGAAGUAAUUAGAAAUGCAGUUUUAGAACAAAAUAAUCCUGCCAAUAAUGAUUUUGAGGCAGUGGACAGUGGCGUGGUGUUGGUGGUGGAUGAUAACGCGAAAUUUAAUAGCUUAUUUAUUAUGGAUGAUUAAGUUUGCUUCUUAGUUAGUAGUUAAUUUCACUACACUUUUCGAUUUCGAAAUUUCAAACUAAGCUUCUCGCGUUCAAUAAUCGGUUUGUUGAGUUAGCAGCGAAAUUAUUCAGAAGUUUAGAAGAAAAGAAGAAAUUCUUUUACUUCAAUAGCAUGCAAUCUUAACAAAGUUAUAUAAGGUAGUAUAUACAAAUUCAUUUUUUUUAGUCAUUUCUAAACUGUCUAGGUAUCGAGCGUUACCCAGGCCACUUUUAAUACAUAUACUCAAAUAUAUAUAUUUUAUAAGCCUAUAAUUAUUAGUCUUACGAGAAAUAUUUUUUUAUACCUUUAAUAAAAAAGUAUUUUGAUGUCGCAUUGUACAAUAAAUAUUAAGAACUUUAAACUUUACACUAACUUGAGUUUAUGCACGCAGUUUUUUAUUAAAAGAAGCGUUUUAAAUUAUUAUAAAUUUGUAACUAUAAAAACUACCAAAAAUUUUGUAUUUUAAGUUUCACUUUUUGGUUUUAAAAAGUUCAAUGAAAACAAAAUAUUAUAAGAUUUUUUCAAAACAAU
This is a messenger RNA of Bactrocera dorsalis (oriental fruit fly), 4702 nucleotides long. Its product is annotated as zinc finger protein Xfin. The transcript has 7 exons. Bases 27 to 4151 code for a protein of 1374 amino acids. Gene Ontology annotation, cellular component: nucleus. The record is from RefSeq and is a predicted model, not a curated record. Lineage: Eukaryota; Metazoa; Arthropoda; Insecta; Diptera; Tephritidae. Gene Ontology annotation, molecular function: zinc ion binding.